This is a messenger RNA of Trypanosoma rangeli, 726 nucleotides long. RefSeq names its product putative dolicholphosphate-mannose synthase. The coding region runs from base 1 to 726 and encodes 241 amino acids. The transcript has a single exon. Gene Ontology annotation, cellular component: ESCRT II complex. Gene Ontology annotation, biological process: protein transport to vacuole involved in ubiquitin-dependent protein catabolic process via the multivesicular body sorting pathway. Gene Ontology annotation, molecular function: structural molecule activity; protein homodimerization activity. The record is from RefSeq and is a predicted model, not a curated record. NCBI's taxonomy places the organism in Eukaryota, Euglenozoa, Kinetoplastea, Trypanosomatida, Trypanosomatidae.
AUGUCGGACGAACCAGAUCACUGGAGCUUCUUUCAGCUCCCACCCUUUUUUACGCUCCAGCCGGGGACAACAGCACUUGCGCGGCAGAAGUGUCUCUGGGGGAAUCUCAUUUUGGACCAUGCGGCGCAUCAUGCGCUGAACACGAGACCGGGUUUGUGUUCCUUCCUUCGCCUCUACAAGAGUACGAGCGAUGUUUUUCGCAACCCCAGUCUUAACCGACGUCUCCCACCGGGGGCGGCCAGGCAGAUGCUUGAGUUUCUUGUAGCACAAAAUCCAAUUCAUUGUGUCGUUGUUUCGACUGACGACGACAAUAAUGAGAACGAUGACGAGAACUUUGCGGUUCUUCUUGCUUGCAAUGUGGGUGGGCUGAAGGAAAUUGAGCAGGCGCUCUUGUCGUGGAUUCUUGAUAGGGGGGCCGGCACCACCAUCGCACAUGUAGCGCAGAAAGGUGUGGUGAUGACCUUCGAUGAGUUGGUCGAAAAUAAAUGCCUGACUUACGGACGGGACCGGGAACCUGUCUUGAGCAGGUCGUCAGCGAGUCCCGUGCCUAUUGGGGACGUGGGGGCCUUGUCAGAGGAGCAGGCCAUCCGCACUCUUCUUCACUCGCUCAAAAAUAGGCCACUUUCGACCCUACACCCGAUUUGCAUUACCUUGUUUAACCUUGACGGCAGCGAAAGGCAGCCGUAUGAAGGCGUAAAAUUUGGUGGGAGUGUCGUCUCUUCUUGA